AAGAUGUCAUAUUUCAACAACCCAUCAGUACCAUCAUUGCAGUAUCAGUAUGCAGCACAAGGACCUCUACCUGGUGCAGUGAAUUAUCAUCAUACACAGGCACAACCCAUAAUACAUCCUACACUACCCGCCUCCCCUUAUCAUAACAGGCUAACUUCCUAUCCUGUUGAUUAUAGUCAUCCACCAACACCCAUACCUUAUCAAUACUGGACAAGAAGACAUACAGAUGUGGCUUCACCUCCAAAUAUUAUACCAUCACCUCCCGUCCAUAAUAAUUAUAUUCAUCACAGUGAAAUUAAGUGUACAGGUACUCAACAAAGCUCUUCAGAUAAUAACUGGCCAAUGAUUGUCCAGAAACAUGAGUCGGGCAUGGUUGUAACAGCUACAGACAUGUUUCUAAUGAAGGCAACUGGCCAUGGUAUUUCAAUAACUCCACAGCAAACUCCAUCAUCGAAACAAUCAACUCCUUCACCACAGUCAACUAAACCUAAUGCUUUUGUUACCAAAACUCUUGAAUCUAAUGAUAAAAAGGAUGAAAAUAUAAUUAAAAAGAUUGAUAAACUUGUGGCAUCAGAUGGAUAUUGUUAUUCACAAAAAUGGACUGGAGAUAACAACAAACCCAAUGACGCUAUAAUUAACAAAAAUGUCACAAGCACAUUAUAUAAAUCUACCAGUAGCACGGUUGUAAAUAAGAACCCAGUUGUUGCAAAGCCUAGCAAAACAGAUUUGUUUUUUGAACGGGCAUGGAAACUUGGAAUUGAAUGUUCAAAUCCAAAAAGUCUGUCUACUGAAGGACCAAAAGCUUUGGAAACAGCUGGCAAAUACUCAAACCGUGAACCGAACAAUACUUCAGAAGAGCAUUUGAAUAAUGAUCCUAAUGUCAAUGUGAAAGAACAAAAUGUUUUGGAUUCUGAAUCUGACAUCGACUCCAUCUUGAGACAAGUAGCUAAGCAACUUACUAAAGAUGUGCUGUGUUCAGCAAUCAUUGAAAUAAAUUUAGAUUAUGGAAUCACAAUUUCUAUUGGUGAUCUUGGCUUUGAUGUUGAAAAUGAAGUUCAAAUUAUUGAACAGUCAACAAAAAUUGAAGACGAUGACAGAGAGGAUAGUAAUGAAAAAUUAGCAUCUUCACUGACCAGUAGUCAAACAUCACUUUUGAAUCCUGAUACACCAGAAUUUAAACCAAUUAGUGUUGAAAUAGCAGAUCCUGGCGACUGUUUUGCAUCUUCUUACCUCCCAUUUCAGACUAUUCCGAUCAGUCCAGAGUAUCAUGAAGAUGAGGAUUAUAACGACAAUAAUUUCUACGCUUCCAUGGAUUGUGCAGAUUAUGUCUGUAGAAAUGCGGAUAUGAUUGAAGUUCGUCCAUAUACUGAUGAGUUAGUUGAUUGUGAAACUCAGACGGCCGAGAAGUGUUCAUUCGAAGUGGGUGUCAAUACCAUAAAUUAUGAAUCAAAAACCUGUGCCAUCCAGACUGAAAAUUUUAAGUGUAAAACCAAAAAUCGAAAGUUACAAACAAGUCCUGAGCUAUCAUUUUGUUAUAAUAAGGAAAUUGUUUCAGAUUCAAGUUACAGAUACAUGAAAGUGUUAGAGAAAGAAGUUUAUAGUCUAAGAAGUCAGAUGUGUUCAAGUGAACUGCAGAGAGAGUUACACGAAUUACACUAUUCAAAAACACACUGGUCAAAUUUUUUUAAUCCUCAAAGUAAAGAGAAGACUGGUUUAGAAGAUUUAUUUGAAGCCAGAAUGAAAUGGUUACAACAAUGUAUAGCCAAUUUACAGUGCCAGUUAGAGGAAGGUUUAAUAAGACUAGAUAAAGGAGGAAAUUUGAAAGAUCUUCCAGUAUUGAGUAUUUAUAUCCCAACCUCCAGUGGAAAUGCUAGUUAUUUGCCGAAGUCAUUUUAGCAUGUGGUCCCUCG
Molecule: messenger RNA, 1910 nt
Organism: Patella vulgata (common limpet)
Lineage: Eukaryota; Metazoa; Mollusca; Gastropoda; Patellidae
Exons: 7
Coding region: 4-1896 (630 amino acids)
Source: RefSeq, a predicted model, not a curated record